AUGGAAAAUGGGGGCGGGAUCUCUAAUCACAAGAAUGUUCACAUAAAUAUUUCAUCAAUAAGUUUUGUGAUACUUUUCAGUCAACAUAAAUUCAAGUUUCCUUUUUGGUUUUCAUCUUGGGAAAUUUAUGGACGAAAACACUACAAUGAAAUAAUUUCAAGGUCGGAGAUGGUUUACUUUAUUUGUCACUCAGAAAAUUGA
Messenger RNA from Clunio marinus, 201 nucleotides. The record is from the annotation of a GenBank genome assembly. Lineage: Eukaryota; Metazoa; Arthropoda; Insecta; Diptera; Chironomidae.